UUAAACUUUCUACUGACACUUUAUCAUAUAACUAAAUCUUUAAAUGCUCAUCUGACUGGAACUUCACGGUUGAAUGGAACCAUUAAAGUUAUCUGACAAGUUUCUUCACAAAGAUCUUAUUUUGGAAAAAUUCCCUAUAAAAAAAUCUAUUUUCUCUGUUCUAUUUAACUAGCUGUCUGAUUAAUUCAGUUUUCUAGACUAUUAUUAGGAGGGAGUUGAUGUUUCGAAUACUACAGGAUCUAAUAUCCCUGUAACUUCCAGAAGAUCCCUUUAUUAGUUCCCCUGUGAUGUUAAUAGGUUCUAGUUCCAUCAUCAACUUCCUCUAAAGCUUCAGCUUAAUCCUCAUAUACUCUGCUGUUAUAACCUCUAUAAAUGUUCUCUUAUUCUUGAUAUUGGCUUUAUAAUAUUUAAAGUAACACUAGAAUCUUGGUACUUGACCUUGUGGUCGCCUUCUUCAACAUUUCAAGUUGAGUCAAGGUUCUAUUUUACUUUCACCAAAUAAUCUUACUUUUAAGUCCCCCCCCCCCCAUAAAAAGUAAUUGGGCCUGUACAUUUAUAUCCCUAACUUGUGAUUCUGGCUGAUUCAGUAACUUAACAGAAUAGUGGAACCUCCCCCCUUAGUUCAAACAAAGUCAAUUGUAUGUAUCCCCCUUUGUCACACAAUUGCGGGGUCAUACUUACACUGUUGUUUCUGAAACCCCUUUACAAUGUCCAGUCCAGGUAAUGAUUAUAAAUUACUUUAUUUCCUCAUCUGUUGUUUCUAUAAACUUGAUCUCUUAACUUGUACACUGUUACAAAUGAAGUUAACUAACGUAAAACAAAUUAACUUCCACAACAGUUGGUAGUAACAUGUUUUAUUUCUAAGUAGGAAAGUCGGCAAUACUUAGUGGUUCAUUCUGUCUUCAAAAACUCCUACCUAUUUACGAUCUUUUAACUCGCUGUCUAACCAAACUAAUGACGCUUCACCGAACGUGAUAUGUAUAAUCUACGUUCGAAUAUACUAGAAAACUUGACGUCACGUCUAUAGAACUUUCUAGGCGUUUUCAUCUCUAUGUUAGUAUUAAAACCGCAGCUCCCUCUAGCCAAAGUUUAAAAUACAACAUAUAGCUUACAAACAAUAUAUUAAGUCAUAUCCUUGCUUGCGUUCAGCCAGUGAGAUUUAAUCGUAUUCUUCGAUCCCGACUCACUCGCAAUAGACAACUUGGUAAAUUUGUAGAGGCGCCAUCUAUUUGGAUAGAUCGUGUAAACAAGAAAAUGGCGGAAGGAAACGCGUCUGAUGCUGAAAGUUAUGUAAAGCAUGACCACCUGGAAGUGGAAAGAGCGAAACUGGAACACAAGAUAAGGCUAGAACAUUGGAUGGAAAAUCUGCCCGAACAUCUGCAUUACCUUCCUCUGUAUUGUCUGGCUAUUCCAGGUACUCAUGAAUCUGGAAGCUACUCCAUUGAACCACAUUCCGAGUUUAGCCCAGAAGAACAUGACCGAAGAAAGUCAAGAAUGCUGCAUCUCGUAGGAAAUACUACCAAGAAAGUUAUUUAUAACUGGAGGCGAACACAAGACCUAACUUGUCUGAAACAGCUUCUUCAUGGGGUUCGCUACUUGAGUUUUGCAGUUGCACCAAAAGAAGGUUCUUCAGAAAUCUUUAUUGUCUGUGGGUUGUUUGGAAAUCCUGUUUCUUCGAUCUUGGCAGACAUUAAAGAAUUUAUGGAUUCCCACCCAAAGGAAAUCAUUCUGAUUGAUUUUGAACAUUUUUUUGAAAUGACCAGUAAUCACCACCAACAGCUCAUGAAACAGGUGACCGAGGCAUUUGGCUCUAAGGUGUGUCCAUACCCUGAAGAUCCUGAAGAGGUGACCCUGGCCUGGUUGUGGCAACAGGAGUACCAGAUUCUUAUCUUCUACCGGCAUGAGAUAGCCAAGGAUCACCCAUUCCUCUGGGUAGAUUGUAUUGAAGGUGCUUCUGCUGAAGCUCUGCAUAUUUCUGAUCUCAUCUUUUUUCUUUCCCAAAAUUACUUGCGAGAAAGAAAUGAAAAAACCUUCUAUGUUUCCAAGGGUCAUUUAACACCAACUGUGGCCUUCACCCUGAGACAUCCUCGAAGCUGUCUUCAAGAUAUGCUAGUCAAUACAACUCAUGCAGCUCUCUAUCAAUGGCUGAAGGAAAAGACUGCAGGAAAAUAUGGUGUGAAUAUUGUCACUUGCGAUUUUGUAGAAUCUCACAAGUUUCACUUCUGUUUCAUGGUGGUUGAAGUGAAUUAUUAUGAAUUGAUGGUUGCAGAACAUGAUAAGAAGAAGAAGAUGCAUGGUCGUAAAACAUAGACUUGCUUUGUUCCACUUCUUUUUAUAAUUCUCUGAUGGUUUUUCUUGUUUUUAGUACUGUGUAAUGAACGUGCUUAUAUGAUAAGGUUUUGAUGCCUAAAUCUUGUGAGGUCUACAGAGCACAAACUAUAGAAUUUUUCUUGAGUAUUUGUUCAUUAUGUUAUUUUUUUUUUACAGAGCACUAUUUUUUUUUAGAACCAGUAUUUUCAAAUACAUAAUUUUCACAAACUGAAAUGUAUAUACUGAUGCUUCUUUAGUUAACUGAAUGAAAUUUGUUAACAUUACGUUUUUGUUUUUUGGAAUGUAAAGCUAACAGCAUUUUUUACCUGUGGCUACACGAACCACAUUAAGAUAUAUUUUUGGAAUGUAGAAGUGAUAUCAAUUAGUUUACUCAAAAGUUCUGGAACCAGCCAAAAUUUCAUAAUGAGCUUGUUGGAAAAAACAAACACUACUAUCUAAUCAUCUAGACAGUUUUACCAAAACUACGCACACAUUGAUUCCCACCAAGAUAGUUUUAAGUUACUAAGUUUAUAAGAUUAAUAUGUGAUUUGUGUAGUUUGUACUAGCUUUAUGGGUGUUUUCAUUGAUGUAUUAAAACCAGUUUUUCUUGGUACAUACGUGAAUAUCAGUAAUAAUGUUAAAUUGUUAUUUUGAUCUAAACAUUUCACAAAAGUAGCAGCUUUUAUCAAACUUAAAACUUAGAAUCUCUUCAUUCUGUUUUCAGUUUUUCACUUUAACUUUUUAUUUUUGUAUGUUAAGGCUGAUUUUUUAAACUACUUGUUAUAUUUGUAUGUUAUUUGAAAGUUUAUUUUGUGUUUGUACAAAGUGCACUUUUUGAGUAGUUUCACAUCAAAUGCACUAGUUGUCUUGCCAUUUCCGCUGGUGAGAAAUUGAUUAACUUAUAAAAUUCUCUGUGAUAUAUAUUUUUUAAAUAUUUAUUUAUUUAUGUAAAUUUAUUGUUGGUAUUCUUAGUUUAACUUAUUAGUAGCUUAGGUAUAUUUAUAUAUGGAAAUUGUUACAUCAAGUUUAAUAAUGGCUGGAGACGGCUUGAAUGGGUAA
Messenger RNA from Limulus polyphemus (Atlantic horseshoe crab), 3369 nucleotides. RefSeq names its product PI-PLC X domain-containing protein 3-like. NCBI's taxonomy places the organism in Eukaryota, Metazoa, Arthropoda, Merostomata, Xiphosura, Limulidae. The record is from RefSeq and is a predicted model, not a curated record. Gene Ontology annotation, biological process: lipid metabolic process. The transcript is spliced from 2 exons. Bases 1255 to 2310 code for a protein of 351 amino acids. Gene Ontology annotation, molecular function: phosphoric diester hydrolase activity.